CCACCAAUCGGAUAAUAAAUGGAGAAAAUGCAGCUUCCAAACAAUUUCCGUAUCAAGUCUAUUUAGAAAGACGUAUGAAUGGUAAUUGGACACAUGGUUGUGGUGGUGUUAUAAUAUCGAAUAGAACCGUCCUCACAGCUGCUCAUUGUAUAAAGGAUUCAAUGGAUGCCUUUAAAAUCUACUUUGGAGCUGUUGACAGAACCAAUAUCUUCGAAACGGGACAACAACGUUUAAUAGUCAAGAGGAAGAAUAUUAUCGUUCAUUCUGAAUAUGAUCCACACCAAAGACUUAAUGAUAUAGCUCUGAUCAGAUUACCAGCCGAAAUUCUAUUUGAUGAGUAUAUUCAGCCUGCUAAGUUGCCUGAUUUGGACAAAUUAUAUGAUAACGAAAUUGGAGUUGCUUCCGGCUGGGGCAUGUCUGAUAGAAAUUCCUGGAAACCGACAAGCAAUCUACAGUACCUUAAUGUAACCAUAUUUCCUUAUGAAGAAUGCAAACCACUUGUGCAGAAAUACAAGGCAUUCCACGCAAAAUUCUUUCAGCAUCGUAUAUUUGUUUGAAGCCCAGUCAAGGCAGUACUUGUCAUGGCGACGACUCUG
Messenger RNA from Drosophila albomicans, 596 nucleotides. RefSeq names its product collagenase-like. The coding region runs from base 75 to 557 and encodes 160 amino acids. Gene Ontology annotation, biological process: proteolysis. Gene Ontology annotation, molecular function: serine-type endopeptidase activity. The record is from RefSeq and is a predicted model, not a curated record. NCBI's taxonomy places the organism in Eukaryota, Metazoa, Arthropoda, Insecta, Diptera, Drosophilidae. The transcript is spliced from 3 exons.